UUUUUAUUAGGAAAAUAGUUUAUUUGAAGCUCUUUUUUCCAAUAAACAUUCAUUUGUGUAAGCACGAUCGCGUCCUGUUACGGUUGAAGAGAACAAUAGAGUCAAUGACCGCACGAUCGCGUGUACUGACCACACUAUUGUGUGUAACCACAACAAAAGCUUAGCAACCUCUCUCCUCGUCGUCGUCGCACAGUUGACCCGUGCACCAACACUCGUAGCAUGAACCGAUAAUGAUGAUAUUGGUGUUGUGCCUGACGAUCUUGAAGAGAAAGUGACCAAAUUUUGCUGAUCCACUUUGAUCGUGUUUUUGUGUUGUGUUCGAUCACUACUGACCAGAACAAUAGAAGUUGUGAUUGUAUGUGAACUCCGCAUUUAUAUUGGUGAUUUAGAUCAAAGUUAUCCCUCUAAAUCGGCCAUCAUCGUGUCGCAGAAGAAGAAAAAUAAACCCGUUCUAUUGAAGAUCGUGUCGUGAUCGAGUGAGGGUUCUUUUACAUAUUUUUUGUACCACAUUUACGUGGGUGUUGUGUGAGUGUGGUGCUCAACGACCAGCAAAGGAAGAAGAGUGGCCCAGUCUGUGUGAAUUAUUCAAAUCCGGUGUAAACAUCGUCCAAAAUUUGCAUAAUAUUCAAUGAGUUUGUAGGCGACAACAAAAAAGUUGUGCCAGAGUGAGAAACUAUCGGGUCGGAAAGGUGUAAAUUGAGGGCUUUCAGUUCAGAUAAAACAGAACCGGGAUUACACGAAGAGAUCAAGUUUCAGCUGUGAAAGCUUUUUGAAAGUAUUAAUUUGUUGAUUCAAGUGUUACGUGUUAAGCCUACAAAUUUAAAGAGUGAUUAUUGGAUAACCUGUUGGAGCGACAACUGCUUUUGGUGUGUGUGUGUGCGUGACCAGUGAAGGUGUGCAAUCGGAUUAUCUGUUGACCGGCGAAACUUUGGCUUCCGACAACAACCGUGACGUCAAUUGAACAGAGAAGAACACCAACAGCACCAACUAGUAGCGUGUCCAACUAGAACUUCCUUAUUUGAGGCAGUCGGACGCGGGCCCGACGCCGCAAACUCAUCCAGGGUGGAGAGAAAACUGAAGAGCGGCAAGAUGGCCAGCACGGGCGAUAUCUGGCUGCAGUGGUUCUCGUGCUGUUUCCACCAGCCGCAGAGCCCGCGGCGAAGGCGCCACCACCAGCGGCUGCGGAUAGACCGGUCUAUGAUCGGCAACCCCACCAACUUUGUGCACACAGGCCACAUCGGAUCCAACGACGUCGAGCUGACAACGAACCACCUUUCGGCGAUACAGAACCAGAUGCAGAGUAAAGGGGGCUACGAAAUGAACUCGCUGAGACUGCAGGCCUGCUGAUAAGCGACGCCGUCCGUUAAUUUAUUAUACACUGUAGUUUGUAAGGUGAUUAAUAUUAAACAUCGCAGUUGGGGCGGUUUUUUGACGAGGCAGCAGCAGCGGAGAAUCGUUUAGUUUUAGCCACUAACAAAAAUCAGAAGACGAAAAAACUGUAAUUAUUAAUUAAGAGUGCGAGCUUCCGAACUGGAGAAAAGUGAAGAAGCGUUUUCGGUAGAGCUCCAACAAAUUCGAUGAUUGCUGGUUAGUGUUAAGAUUGUGUUUUAAAGAAGCCGAUUUGCGCGCAGCUGCGAGUGAGAAAGUAUGAUAAAGCUAACAUGCGUAGUUUGCGCGUUAAGACGAGUUCCAAUCAAAAACUAAUCCGUUGAUGGUGCUUCACUAAUUAAUGAUCUAAAUAAAACAGAACGAUUGCAAAGAGCCUGAAACAAAUCGAGCUAGCACGUGUUUGAUGAGUGAAAUGCGUGCGUUUGAAAGUGUACAUUACUUGUAAAUAUAUGGUUCCUCUUUAACAAAAAAAAUACGUUUAAGUUUAUUAAAAUUCGUUCAAAACACUGCCUUCCCUCAGAUUGUAACGACUUUUAACAAAAAUAUCAAAUAAUGUUCAUGAGUAUGCCUUAACUAACUGAUAGAAAUGUAAAAACAACAACAACUGCAGGGUUGUUACGGACGGCGCGGG
Culex pipiens pallens (northern house mosquito) is the source of this 2020-nucleotide messenger RNA. It is a transcript of the gene Spec2, whose product is annotated as CDC42 small effector protein homolog. The record is from RefSeq and is a predicted model, not a curated record. The coding region runs from base 1090 to 1347 and encodes 85 amino acids. Gene Ontology annotation, molecular function: small GTPase binding. The transcript is spliced from 5 exons. NCBI's taxonomy places the organism in Eukaryota, Metazoa, Arthropoda, Insecta, Diptera, Culicidae. Gene Ontology annotation, biological process: regulation of Rho protein signal transduction. Gene Ontology annotation, cellular component: plasma membrane.